AUGGGGCCACCGCCUCAGCAACAACAGCAGCUGCCACCGCCACCGCCACAGCAGCCGUAUUACGGUGGCAAUCAAGGCGGAGGGAUGGGCUACAACCCGAAUAUGCGCGGUUCUGCCCCACCGCCGCCGCCACCGCACAUGGAGCCAUCGCCGAGCUUCGUCAAUAGCGCACCGCAGCAGCCACAGCAGGGGAUGAUGCGCGGGGAUAGCGGCUAUGGCCCUGAUAUGGACAGCAGUUCACCACCGCAGAACAACGGCUAUCGUGCUGGCCAGCCACCUCCGCCGCCUCUACAGCACCCGCAGCAGAUGCACAUGCAGUUGCCUCUCCUACAGCAGCACUACCAAGCCAACGGUGGCUACGGCGGUGGUGGCGGUGGGCGUGGGAUGGGUGGUGGGGUGCAGAACCCGAACAUGCAGAUGCAACCACUCCCACAGCAGCAGCAGCACAUGAUGGGGGGCGGCAGCAAUGCACCAAACAGUUCAAGCCGUGGCAUGAUGGGGGCAAUGGGAGGCAACAAGCAAAUGCAGCCGGGCCCUCCACCCCCACUGCAACAGCAAUCGCAGCCUGGAAUGAACAGCAACUGGGGCUCGCCGCUGCAACCACCGACGCACAUGCCGCCAAACUUGUCUCCGCCGCCGCAGGGGCAGCCACAGAUAGGUGGCAUGCAAUACGUCGGCGGUGGCCCGGUGCCGAUGGUGGGCCGUGGCCGUGUUCCUGGGCCGCGCAUGGGUGUCGGUAGCAUGGGCUCGAUAGGUAACAGCAUGGGCGCUCCGCCACCGGCGCUACCACAGCAGCAGCGCCAGCCGCCGAGUGUGAUGGGCGGUCUUGGUGGCCCGCAGCAGAUGCCGGGUAGCGGCAACAUGAACCCACAGAUGAUGAUGCCACCAACACCGCAAGGUGUGCAAGGGCCCAUGAUGCAGCAGAGCGGCGGUGUCCCGGGCAUGUACGCUGGAGGCAUGGAUGCCAACAUGAUGGGCGCGAUGGGCGGUCCUCCGAUGGCGGGGUACAUGGACGCUGACCCGCGUGGCGAUCUCGCCCCACAACAGACCCUCUACGAGUUCCUCAUGGAGAAGCGACUGCUGCGCAAGACAACCCUGAGCACCUUCUUCCCUGAGGACUACGACGCGAAGCGCGACAGCCGCAUCACGAUUGCAGUGGACGGCAACUACAUGAUCACCAACCUCCGCGCGCAGCUGCAGCGCACCGAUCCGCUUUGGUUUCUGCAUUCCUGCCUGCCUGACUGUCUGCUGUCGCUUGUGCACAAGCAUGUGGAACAGAUGCGUGCGCACCACCUGGAGCCGUUAUGGGUGCUGAACGGUAUUAGUAUCAAUGGCGAUGUGGAGGCAUUCUUGCCGAGCCCGGACGAGCUGCACUCGCGCGAUGCAGUGUGGGCGAAGCUGAACGAGGGCCUCGAGCUCCCCACGCAGGACGAGAUUACGGAGGCCUUUGAGACGUCUUCGGCCGUCGGCGAGGACGUUCUGCGAGCCAUUCAGCGCUUCUUGCGCACAGAGGAGAACGUGGUCUGCGUGACGGCGCCGUUCCUCAACUGGUGCCAGAUGUGCACCCUCCACAAAGAAGGCAUCGCGCAGCUGCUGAUGGGCCCUCCGGAGAUGCUGAUGGUGCCCUACGACGACAUGAAGGCGAUUGCCGAGGUGAACCUGCAGACGAGCGAGGUGGCUUAUUACGACCGCGACGAGGUCCUGCGCGAGCUCUUCCCACGUUAUGUGACGGAUACGUCCACCGCCGCGGCUGGCGAUCGCUUUCUCGACUUUGGGUUGCUCAUCGCCUCGCACCCGGCUAUCACGACCGCCCACGCGAGUGUGCAGCUGUCGACGCAGAGCAUCUACGAGGAGCUGUCGACGCCGCACCCGAACUUCAACACCCUUCGCGAGUUCAUUGACCAGUACGAGUACCCGCAGAACCAGAAUGAGCGCCCCAAUCUUGAGAAGCUGAAGCACUCGAAGGGUCGGACGUACAUCCAGUACAGCCCCGUCUUCUCCAACCAGGUGACGUCGGAGUCUUCUCUCGUAUACUUCAAGCGCAUCCUAGACCCCAGCCUGACGAACGCUAACAUGCCCAACAAUCUGUCUGGCGUGUUUGGCUACCUUGUGCCGCUGUCCCUCUUCUACUUUCAGUUCACUGGCCUGCUCUCGGUGGGCCUCAUGACCGCCGUCACCCAGCUUUACAUCCGCGAUGAGUUCCCCGUCGCCGACACGGAGGAGUACCACCACUUACUGCACCCUCUCAUGGCACUACGCGGGCAGAUCAUCUCGCAGAUGGUCUCUCGUAUCAAGGCGGAUGCGCACGGGCAGCGCCUCGGCAAGAUCUCAUGGGUGCGAUGGUUCGACUCGAUUCUCAUGAGUGUGCUGCCGCCUGAUCGUCUCAUCGUGCUGGACGAGUGGAACCUUAAGAAUUCGCCGGAGCUUGCCAGCGUGCCGGAUGAUCAGCUGGAGAACAUCGACAUGUCCAUGGUGUUGUCGCUCAAGUCGUCGGUGAUGUGCAUCCCGGCGCCGCAGACGCCGCCUAACGCGUCCCCUCGUGAUGCGCCGAUCUUAUACCAUGGUAAAAAAGAGACCUUCUUCGCCAUUUUGCUCAAGACGUUUGACUUUGUCGGCUACUUUUCCCACUCCGCAGAUCCGAUGGAUGGCGCCGAGUUGGUGUCGGAGCCGGUGCAGGCGAUGGUGCAGGGCCAGUCCGCCCCCGAGGACCAGAGCAACGGCUUGGACGGCGGCAAGGACGACCUCCCCGAAAGCCCCUCAGACCCGAACAUGGCCGAGCAGCGCGUCUUCUUCACAGCUUACCUUAGCAUCUCCCUCGAGCGCUGCCCACAGGAGUUCCAGUGCGCGCUGGUGCGUUUCACCGAGCUUGUACGUGUCAGCACUAUCAACUCCAUCGCCUUCACUUUCGCUGAUACCAUCGAGCUACAGCACGACGAGGACGGCGCGCUGGUCGACCCACCGGAGGUGCUGCUGGCGACGCGCAUUGCUUGCCUUGUGUCGGUGCCGUAUCAGGAGAAGGCGGACGAGGAGUCGGCGUUCGAGUGGGCUCCGGUGUACAGCCGCCAGCUGUGUGCCUUCACCGUCAUGUCACGUGUUAUGAACCGCAGCUUGCGAGUGUUAACGGAGGCCAUCGCCGCCGCGCUGUUUCUCUCCGGAUUUAGUGACUGCUCGCUGGAGGACUACGACAGCAUGGCGCCGCUGCUCCCUUUCGGCGACGUGCCCAGUUCACUCGGCGGCCUACUACUGCACUACGUCCUCGUCUUCCCGCCUGACUACGAGGCGAAUUGCCAAACGCCGGAGGAGCGCUGCCACUUGCUUGAGACGAAGUUCAAGGCAAUCCCGAACAUCCAGACCCAGCUGCGCCGCGUCAUGGAGUUUACCUUCCACGCACUCUACCUGCUCAACGUGUACAUCCUGCGCGACCCGAGCAUUGUGAGCUCGCCGGAGCUCGUCGAGACGGACGUGGUAGCGAACGCGCUCAACCUGCUGCAUGAGAAGUGGGAGCUGCACCUCGACGGGCCGGCCCCGGAGGACGUGCAUGGCUACUUCCAAUUUGAGUAG
Molecule: messenger RNA, 3561 nt
Organism: Leishmania braziliensis MHOM/BR/75/M2904
Lineage: Eukaryota; Euglenozoa; Kinetoplastea; Trypanosomatida; Trypanosomatidae
Exons: 1
Coding region: 1-3561 (1186 amino acids)
Molecular function (GO): 5'-flap endonuclease activity; 5'-3' exonuclease activity
Source: RefSeq, a predicted model, not a curated record